AGUUCUCUUAGUAAAAUGAAGUUAUCAGUAGUAGGAGUAGUGGGGCAGUUUCACGUACGAAAGAGAGGCUUGUUAGGAGCUCUUCUAAUAAUGAAUAUGGUCAUGGCAACACGCAUUGGCCUCUCACGCUCAGUGCACCCUCUUCUUAAAAACUCUCACUCAUUUCGUCCUUCUGCCCCUAAACAUUUACUCAAAUCCCAUCCUUGCCCACUCUGGUCUUCUUCCUUCUCCUUCUGCCUCCACAAAUCCACUAUCACCACCGCUACCCCUUCUUCACUCUCUCACUCUCGCUCUCGCUCUUGCUCUGCUCUCCCUUCUUCAUCCAUGGCUGCUGCUGCCGCCUCGAAUGCUCUUGAAGAUUCCCUUCAGGCCAACCCACUUCUCCAAGACUUUGAAUUCCCGCCCUUCGAUACCGUCGAAGCCACGCACGUCAGGCCCGGCAUUCGUUCCCUGUUGAAAAAACUUGAGGCUGAUUUGGAUGAACUGGAGCUUACAGUUGAGCCAUCAUGGCCGAAAUUGGUUGAGCCUUUGGAGAAGAUCGUUGACCAAUUGACUGUCAUUUGGGGGGUUGUCAACCAUCUCAAGUCUGUCAAGGAUUCUGCCGAGCUUCGUUCUGCCAUUGAAGAAGUCCAGCCAGAGAAGGUCAAGUUCGAGCUAAGGUUAGGACAAAGUAAGCCCAUCUACAAUGCAUUCAAAAAAAUUCAAGCAUCUCCUGAUUGGCAUACCCUAAGUGAAGCACGUAAACGUAUAGUGGAAGCCCAAAUAAAGGAAGCGGUUCUCAGUGGUGUUGCUCUUAAAGAUGAUGAAAAGGACAACUUUAACAAAAUUCAACAGGAACUGGAAAGACUAUCUCAAAAGUUUGAAGAGAAUGUUUUAGACGCAACAAAGAAGUUUGAGAAAUUAAUUACUGAUAAGAAAGAAAUUGAGGGAUUGCCAGCUACUGCUCUCGGGUUGGCUGCACAAACAGCUGUUUCGAAGGGGCAUGAAAAUGCCACUGCCGAGAAUGGUCCCUGGAUGAUCACAUUAGAUGCUCCAAGUUUUCUCGCUGUCAUGCAACAUUGUAAAAACCGAUCAUUGCGUGAAGAAAUUUACCGUGCUUAUAUAACUCGUGCUUCUAGUGGUGAUCUAGAUAAUACAUCAAUCAUUGAACAGAUUUUGAAGCUUAGAUUGGAGAAGGCCAAGCUUCUUAAUUACAGUAACUUUGCUGAGGUAAGCAUGGCAAGAAAAAUGGCAACUGUUGAAAAAGCAGAAGAACUUCUGGAAAAGCUUCGCAGUGCUUCAUGGGGUCCUGCAGUUCAAGAUCUUGAAGACCUUAAGAAUUUCUCCAAGAAGCAAGGGGCAUUAGAAGCUGAUGAUUUGAGCCACUGGGACAUGACCUUUUGGAGUGAGAGGCUUCGUGAGUCAAAAUAUGACAUCAAUGAGGAAGAAUUGCGUCCAUAUUUCUCAUUACCAAAGGUUAUGAAUGGGCUUUUUGACCUUGCAAAGACACUUUUUGGAAUUGAAAUUGCGUCUGUCGAUGGUCAGGCUCCGGUUUGGAACAAGGAUGUUAGAUUCUACUGCAUCAAAGAUAUUUCGGGUAAACCUGUUGCAUACUUUUAUUUUGAUCCAUAUGCUAGACCCUCAGAGAAAAAAGGAGGUGCGUGGAUGGAUGAGGUUGUUGGUCGAAGUCGUGUGUUGUCGCGUGAUGGCACAUCUGCAAGGUUGCCUGUGGCUCACAUGGUGUGCAAUCAGACACCACCAGUGGGAAAUAAGCCAAGUUUAAUGACCUUCCGUGAGGUAGAGACUGUCUUCCAUGAAUUUGGUCAUGCACUACAGCACAUGCUGACUAAGCAGGAUGAGGGUUUGGUUGCUGGUAUUCGAGGAGUUGAAUGGGAUGCUGUUGAAUUGCCGUCACAAUUCAUGGAAAACUGGUGUUAUCAUAGGGAUACUUUAAUGAGUAUAGCAAAACAUUAUGAAACUGGGGAAAGUCUUCCUGAAGAAGUAUAUCUGAAGCUUCUUGCUGCUAAGACUUUCCGUGCAGGGUCUCUUAGUCUUCGUCAGAUUAAAUUUGCAAGUCUGGAUUUGGAGCUGCAUACAAAGUAUGUUCCCGGUGGUUCAGAAUCCAUUUACGAUAUUGAUCGCAAGGUUUCUGAAAGAACACAAGUGAUCCCUCCACUGCCUGAAGACAGAUUCCUUUGCGGUUUUAGCCAUAUAUUUGCAGGUGGUUAUGCAGCUGGGUACUACAGCUAUAAGUGGGCUGAGGUUUUGUCAGCGGAUGCCUUCUCUGCAUUUGAGGAUGCUGGAUUGGAUGACAUCAAGGCUGUCAAAGAAACAGGUCACAAAUUCAGAGAAACUGUCCUUGCUCUUGGAGGUGGAAAAGCGCCGCUAGAGGUAUUCAUAGCAUUCCGAGGCCGCGAACCUUCACCAGAGGCACUACUUAGGCACAAUGGACUUUUAGAUGUUGCAGCCUUUGCUUGAUUUCCAAUGUUGAUGAUCAGCUGUGAAAUGGAGCUGCAGGCUUGUUUGUGUGGUUUUCUAAUCGUCGAGCACACCGGUGAUUGUAAAAACCAGCCAGCCAUGAAUUCUGAAUUGGGUAAGUGUGGAAAUAACUGCCUGGAAUAUUCUUAAGAAGUAGCAGCAAUCGUCUGAACACGUUGCCUUACAAUCUUCAACUUUAAAAGCUAAAACUCUAAGGGGAUGUCUGGCACUUGUCUUAAUUAAUGUUUGGUCAACCAUCGUUUGCAAUAAUAGAGCAUAGCAUUGCAAGUGCAUAGAAGAAUAUAAUGAAAAGGAAAUUUUUUUAA
Humulus lupulus (European hop) is the source of this 2783-nucleotide messenger RNA. Its product is annotated as probable cytosolic oligopeptidase A. The record is from RefSeq and is a predicted model, not a curated record. Gene Ontology annotation, molecular function: metalloendopeptidase activity. NCBI's taxonomy places the organism in Eukaryota, Viridiplantae, Streptophyta, Magnoliopsida, Rosales, Cannabaceae. The transcript has 17 exons. The coding region runs from base 16 to 2457 and encodes 813 amino acids. Gene Ontology annotation, biological process: proteolysis; peptide metabolic process. Gene Ontology annotation, cellular component: chloroplast.